UUUAGCUUUCCAACUUCUCCAACAGCAAAGAUCAUUCUUUUGUCCGGGUCCAUCAGGAAAGUCUUCUCCGAUUGCUUUUCCGGUGGUUUCGCCGGCGUUGGAUGGAGGCUACGGUGGCGUUCGGGUCGUGGAUCCGGCGACCCGAGAACGUUAAUCUCGUUGUGCUCGGGAAGUUGAGGCGCGGCUCCUCUUCGCCGGCGGUCGUCGAGAUCUUCUCCUUCGACCCUAAGACGACAUCUCUAUCCUCUUCCCCUCUGGUAAGUUAUGUGCUUGAUGAAAGUGAUGGGGACCCCUCCGCCAUAGCAGUGCACCCCAGCGGAGAUGAUUUUGUGUGCUCUACAAGCACCGGCAGCUGCAAAUUGUUUGAAGUGUAUGGUCAUGAAACAAAAUUGAAGCUGUUGACCAAGAGAUUACCUCCUCUUAAAGAUGUUGGUCUUCAAAAAUGCCUCGCCUUCAGCCCAGAUGGAUCCAGAUUUGCUGCCGGUGGAUUGGAUGGUCAUCUAAGAAUCUUGGAGUGGCCUAGUCUUCACGUCAUAUUGGAUGAACCAAGAGCACACAAAUCCUUCAGAGAUAUGGAUUUCAGUCUGGACUCCGAGUAUUUGGCUUCAACAUCUACUGAUGGUUCAGCAAGAAUAUGGAGGGCAGAAGAUGGCAUCCCUUCAACUACCUUAACUCGCAAACCGGAUGAAAGUAUUGAAUUGUGUCGAUUCUCUAGGGAUGGGACAAAACCAUUUUUAUUUUGCACGGUUCAGAAAGGAGAUAAAGCUGUGACUGCAGUUUGGGACAUAAGUACGUGGAACAGAAUCGGUUAUAAGAGACUGCUCAGAAAGCCUGCUGCCAUUAUGUCCAUCAGUUUGGACGGGAAAUAUCUUGGCUUGGGAAGCAAAGAUGGUGAUGUUUGUGUUGUGGAAGUUAAGAAAAUGGAGAUCAGCCAUUGGAGCAGGAGGCUACAUCUUGGCACCUCUAUUACAUCCCUCGAGUUCUGUCCCAGUGAGAGGGUUGUGCUUACUUCUUCAAACCAGUGGGGCGCAAUGGUGACUAAGCUAAAUGUCCCUGCUGAUUGGAAAGAGUGGCAAGUUUACCUAGUACUGGUGGGGCUGUUCUUGGCAUCCUUGGUGGCGUUCUACAUAUUCUAUGAAAACUCGGACUCGUUCUGGAACUUCCCUCUCGGGAGAGACCAGCCUGCGAGGCCGAAGAUUGGGGCCAUCCUGGGGGAGCCGCAGUCUUCCGACGAUCAGAACAUGUGGAGCGCUUUCGGUCCCUUGGAUAUGUGAGCGCACGUUAUUACCAAAGCUAUCUAGGCCCCUAGACCAGGUUUUUGUGUGAGGUGCAAAUGCCAAUGAACUUGAAAAUAAGAUUCUCAUCACUACCCAAAUCGAUUGUAGUCUUCAAAAUUAAAAGUUCCAACAUAUAUAUUAACGUAGUUAAUCGUCUCUUUGUAAUUUUAUUAUGGAUUUUUCUGCCUUUUUAACUUUUUAUUUUGGAUGAUAAUAGGUAUUUACCCUUCUGUUGUGGACUAAAACGGUUCUAUGUUUAGUUUUCUUUUUGCCGGGAAUUCUAUGUUUA
Molecule: messenger RNA, 1566 nt
Organism: Punica granatum (pomegranate)
Lineage: Eukaryota; Viridiplantae; Streptophyta; Magnoliopsida; Myrtales; Lythraceae
Source: RefSeq, a predicted model, not a curated record